Messenger RNA from Apis mellifera (honey bee), 975 nucleotides. RefSeq names its product protein TIPIN homolog. Gene Ontology annotation, molecular function: DNA binding. The transcript has a single exon. Gene Ontology annotation, biological process: DNA damage response; replication fork processing; replication fork arrest. Bases 54 to 842 code for a protein of 262 amino acids. Gene Ontology annotation, cellular component: nucleus; replication fork protection complex. The record is from RefSeq and is a predicted model, not a curated record. Lineage: Eukaryota; Metazoa; Arthropoda; Insecta; Hymenoptera; Apidae.
AAUGAAGAAUUAGUAUUUUAUAUAUAAAAAAGUGGGAAUACAACUUGUUGAAUAUGACGACGCUAUCAGAUACUUCUGAUUGUAAUGAAAAUGAACAUGACAUAAUAGUUCAAUAUGAAAAUCAAGAGUCAGAGGAAGAUAUUAUUCAACAAAAGUCAGAUUUUGAAAAUGAAGAAAGUAAAGAAGAAAAUACUGUAAAAAGAAUUGAUCCAUCAACUUCAUCUAAAAAACAUAUAGUAAGAAAUCCUUUGCCUAAAUUAAAUACAGAACGUUUAAAGGGUCCUAAAGGAAUUCAUACUAUUGAAAAAUAUUUUGAAGGCUUUAAAUAUUAUGAAAAAGGAUAUGAAAAAUUAGAUUUGGAUAGAAUUAUGAAAAGAUUAGAACAUUGGGGACAUAGAUUAUUUCCUAAAUUAGAUUUUGAUGAUUUUCUUGAAAGAUUAGAAAAAUUAGGUACUAAAAAGGAUCUUCAGGUAUUUAUAAAGAAAUAUAGACAAGAUAUGAUCAAUGAAGAUAUUGAUAUUAUUAACCAGGAUAAUAAUAUAGAUAUAGAAGAAAAUAAAGAGCAAGAUGAACCUAUUGAUGAAUUUGAUUUAUUGAUUGCAGAACAAAUAGAAAAACAAAAGCAAGUUAUGCAACAAUCUUCAUUUAAUAUAGUUACAACUAAUGAUGAUGUAUUUGAUAAGUUAUUAUCAGAAUCUAAUACUACAAAUUCUUUGGUUACAACUAAUACUUCUAAUUCUUCACAAUUAAGUAAUGAAGUAAAAGAACGUAUAGAAAAAAAUAGACAACAAGCUAUCCAAAGAAGACUUGCAAAACUUAAAGAAGUGCAAAAAAAAAAUUAAAUAAAAAAUCUUGAAAAAGUUAGAACCUAAAUUUUUUAUCUACAAUUAAUAUUUAAUUUUUCACAAUUUAAUAAUAAGAUAAAAAAACAUAUAAAAAUAAAUUGGAAAAGUUAUCAAAAAAAAAAAAAAAAAA